Arachis duranensis is the source of this 1845-nucleotide messenger RNA. RefSeq lists its product as uncharacterized. NCBI's taxonomy places the organism in Eukaryota, Viridiplantae, Streptophyta, Magnoliopsida, Fabales, Fabaceae. The record is from RefSeq and is a predicted model, not a curated record. The coding region runs from base 1 to 1845 and encodes 614 amino acids. Gene Ontology annotation, molecular function: protein dimerization activity. The transcript is spliced from 7 exons.
AUGAGACACCAACACGGUAUGCCAUUGGACGAUAGGAUCGUUCUAUACUUGCAGAUGGCCGGUUUAUACUAUCUUGCAAGACUAAAUGAGACAUGGUUUCGACUAGACGAGCCAUUGGUGGAGAGAUGGCGGCCUGAGAUGCACACUUUUCACAUGCCAUUCGGGGAGUGCACUAUCACGCUCCAAGAUGUGACAUACCAGUUAGGGCUCCCGAUCGACGCAACACCUGGAGCUCAACCAACUAUCAAAAGUGUUCUCCAAAGCAAAGAAAUUGUGGAGAAGUGUGAUAUUGCUAUUGCAAGAUGGAUGAUGGAUGCCUCUGUGCCAUUCAAUGCGGUUAAUUCAGCUUAUUAUCAGUCGAUGAUCGAUGCUAUAGCAAACAUGGGUGCAUGGUAUAAAGGGCCAAAUUAUGAAAUAGUUCGUGGAUAUUUGUUGAGUAAAUUGGUUGAAGAUGUAAAGAAGAUGAUUGAAGAUUAUCGCGUGAUUUGGAAACAAACUGGAUGUACUAUCAUGGCUGAUGGAUGGACUGAUCGUUGUAGGCGUACUUUAAUUAAUUUCUUGGUUUAUUGCCCUAAAGGAACUGUUUUCCUAAAGUCAGUUGAUGCUUAUCGUAUCUCGAAAACUACUGAGGCUUUGUUUAAGUUGCUUAAGGAUGUUGUGUUAUUUGUGGGUCUUGAGAAUGUUGUACAUAUAGUGACGGAUAAUGCUGCAAAUUACCUUGCUGCUGGAAGGUUGUCGGAAUCGGAGUUUCGUAGAUUGUGUUGGUCUCCUUGUGUGGCACAUUGUGUUAAUCUGAUGUUGCAGGAUAUUGGAAAGCAGACGAGAAAUACUUCGUCCAGCUCCAACUCGAUUCGCCACUUUUUCAUUGCUUUGCAAAGUAUUUUGGCUCAAAAGGAUGCAUUGAGAGCUAUGGUGACAUCUAGAGAAUGGAGAAGCUCAGCUUACUCUAAAGAAGUCAAAGCAAAAAAGUUUGUGGAUCAAGUCUUAGAUUCUAAAUUUUGGAAUCAAUGCACUGAUAUUGUUAAGCUUAUUGAGCCACUUGUUCGUGUAUUGCGUAUUGUGGAUAGUGAAGAUAGAGCUGCAAUGAGUUUCCUUUAUCAAGCUAUUUAUAAGGUUAUGGAAGAGAUGGUGAAGAGGUUUCAAAAACGAAAGAGGGUUGUUGAUCCAUAUUUGAAGAUUUUAGAUUCACAAUUUGAAAAGCACAAGCAAACAACCUCUGGCCUACUAGAUGUCAUUGAGAGAUAUGCUUACGGUGAUGCAGAUAUGAUUUCUAAAUUGACAAGUGAGACGAGAAUCUUUAAGAAUGCUGAAGGAGACUUUGGAAGACAGUCUGCAAUACGUGACCGAAGCACAGUGAUGCCUGAUCAAUGGUGGGAAUCUUAUGGAUGUGGAGCAUCAAAUUUGCAAAAGUUAGUGAUUCGUGUUUUGAGUCAAAGUUGUAGUUCUUCAGGUUGUGAGCGUAACUGGAGCAUUUUUGAACACAUUCACUCAAAGAAAAGGAAUCGGUUAGAGCAUCAAAAGCUUAUUGAUCUUGUUUAUGAACCGAAUGAGAAAGCGUUUUACGAUCCAAUUUGUCUUGAUGCAUUUGAGGAUCAUUUGGAAUGGAUAAUGGAAGAUUCACCACCAUUUUUAACCCCUGGAGAAGUUAAUUCUUUACGGAAUGAUCUUGCAAAUAUGUCUCUUCAAUUAGCUUUAGAUGAUUUGGAUCAAUUGAAUCUGGAAGAUGAUCGAGAUGAUGAUGAAGCUAAUAAUAAUUAUGUGGAAAAUGCAAAUGAAACCAAUCCGGAUGUAGCUCCAGAUUUGUCAGAUGAAGAAAGACAUCCAGACUUUGAAAUUACUCCUUAG